Molecule: messenger RNA, 3072 nt
Organism: Acyrthosiphon pisum (pea aphid)
Lineage: Eukaryota; Metazoa; Arthropoda; Insecta; Hemiptera; Aphididae
Exons: 6
Coding region: 1-3072 (1023 amino acids)
Source: RefSeq, a predicted model, not a curated record
AUGGCUAACGACGGUCAACAAACACAGCAAGUUCAACAGCCAACAUUCAUACACCAUUUCAAGGCACCGCCAUUUUGGGUACAGAAUCCGAAAAUGUGGUUUACUCAGCUGGAAUCCCGUUUUGUCACAGCAAAUAUCACGGAUGACGAGACGAAGUUUCAUUACGUUGUUGGCGCGUUAGACGCGGACAUACUCACGUACGUAUCGGACGUUCUUGAAAGACCGCCGGUAAGCAAUAAGUAUUUAAAACUAAAACAAGUACUUACCGAACGCUUAUCCGAGUCUGAAGAGAAAAAGUUAAAAAAGUUAUUACGAGAUUUAGAACUAGGCGAUAAAAAACCGUCAUAUUUGCUUCGUGAAAUGCAGCAGUUAGCAGGCAACCAGUUAGCCGACGAUAUGUUAAAAAAUUUAUGGUUACAGCGUUUACCGUUACAAGUGCAAGCUGUACUCACGACCAGCACAGACUCACUAUCUAAUUUGUCGAAAAUGGCUGAUAAAAUCCACGAAGUAAGUGAAGUAAGUACCGUUGCAGCUGUGAACAUGGAAAAGCAAUGCAAAUGCCAAACAAAUAAUUCGCAGUCAGCUUUGGAACUGCAAAUUAUUUCACUUACUAAAGCAAUCGAAGAACUGAGUCAACGGGGCCGUAACAAUGACAAGAGAGAUGGCAAGCAAUACGGACGAACAAGGCUCAUGGUGCAAGAUGCACUCAAGCCUCCACAACAAAAAAAACUAGAAAGCAAACCAGUUGAAGCGGCGACUGGUUGUGCAAGCACAACAAACCGCUUAUUUGUAACUGAUCUCGCCAGCAAACUGAAGUACCUUGUUGAUAGUGGAGCAGAAAUCUCUGUGGUACCACCUUCAAACGCAGAUAAACAAACAAAAUCUGAUACAUUAAAAUUAUAUGCUGCAAAUGGUACAGCUAUCAACACUUACGGCACAAAAAUCAUAUCAUUAAACCUUGUUGAUUUAAACAAUAAGAAACUUAUUGAUAAUUUAACAAAGUUGGUUAGACAGUGUUCAACAAUUGAAUGCCCAGAUGUUGCGAUUACAACCGUGCAAGCAAACCAUCCAUAUGCAAGUAUAUUAGCACAAUUUCCAUUAAUCACUAAACCUUUUUCCAGGACAUCUAACAUUAAUCAUGACGUUGUCCACUACAUUACAACAAAUGGAGCACCAUGCAACUCAAAACCACGACGUCUACCACCGGAUAGAUUAGCAAUAGCCAAAAGUGAAUUCAAAAACAUGGUUGACCUAGGAAUUUGUCGACCAUCCAGCAGUUCUUGGUCAAGUCCUUUGCAUCUUGUUAGGAAGGCGGAUAGCAGUUGGCGACCAUGUGGAGAUUAUCGAGCUCUUAACAGUAAGACUGUAGCAGAUAGUUAUCCAGUACCACAUAUUCAUGAUGUAGCAUACAUACUACAAGGUAAAAAUUGUUUUUCUAAAAUUGACCUUAAUAAAGCAUAUCACCAGAUACCUGUAGCCGAAAGUGAUAUUCCCAAAACAGCUGUAAGUACACCAUUUGGUUUAUUCGAAUUUGUUAGAAUGCCUUUCGGUCUACGCAAUGCAGGACAGACUUUCCAACGAUUCAUGCAUAGAGUACUUGAGGGAUUAGACUAUUGUUUCCCUUACAUGGAUGAUGUACUGGUAGCUUCUGAAAGUAAACUCCAACAUGAAGACCACCUCAGAGCAGUAUUUGAACGUCUAGACAAGUUUGGAUUGUUAUUAAAUAUGAGUAAAUGUGUUUUUGGAGCUGAACAAAUUGACUUUUUAGGGUAUAGUAUAAGCAGUUUAGGUACUAAACCACUACCACAAAAAGUCCAACAUACCAAAAAGGAAACAAGAAAAACGACAAAACAACAAUUGAAUGGAACGAACCUGCUGAGUGCGUUUCAAGAAUGCAAAACAUCCUUAGCAAAUGCAGUAUUAUUGGCACAUCCAAAGUGUUCAGCGUCACUGGCAGUCAAAGUUGAUGCAUCAAAUUUUGCUGUCGGAGGUGUUUUAGAACAAGAAGAAGAAAAAAACAAUUGGAGGCCGCUAGCAUUUUUUUCAAAGAAAUUAAGCACUGCUCAACAGAAGUAUAGCACAUAUGACAGAGAACUCCUUGCCAUAUACCUUACUAUCAAGCAAUUCAAACAUAUGUUGCAAGGGAGACAUUUCAUAGUUUGGACAGACCAUAAGCCCCUGACAUAUGCUUUCAACCAAAAACUUGACAAGUGCUCUCCAAGACAAUUUAGACAUCUAGAUUAUAUUGGACAGUUUACUACUGAAAUAAAGCACAUACCUGGUAAAGAAAAUAUAACUGCAGAUUUAAUGUCAAGAAUUGAACAAAUAAAUGCUGCUGCACCAAAUAAUGCAUUUUGCUUUUUAUGGACCGAAGUUAAUGGUCAAAAAGGAAGCUCUGAGAUUGGAUCAGCAUUAUUAAAGUGGAUAUAUCAACUCCCUGAAAGUAUUAAAGAGAUUUCCCUGUAUUCUGAUACAUGUAGUGGGCAAAACAGAAAUCAAUAUGUUGCUGCAUUAUUUUUAUUUGUUGUAAUUCAUACAAACAUUGAAGUACUCCAUCACAAUUUUAUGGAGAGUGGUCACUCAUAUAUGGAGGUAGAUAGCAUGCACAGUGCUAUUGAUUCAGCUAAAAAAAACGUACCAGUCUAUACCAUGCACGAUUGGUUGAAUAUCUGUCGCCUAGCUCGUUCUCAAAGAAACAAUAAAAAAUGUUCUGGGUACUCUGUUCAUGAAUUAUUAUAUACAGAUAUUUAUGAUCUAAAAAGUCUAGCAAGUAUUUUAAUAAAACAUAGAACUAUUGAUAACUAUGGUGCUCAAGUUUCUUGGUUAAAAAUUAAAGUUAUGAAAUAUGAAAAAAAUAAAAAAGGGAUUAUACAGUUCAAAUACAAUUACUCAGACAAUGAAUAUAGAAGUAUACACGUGGGUGGAAAAGAAAACAAAAAAAAAGAUCUCAUGAAGUUGUGUAAGUCUGAAGCAAUACCAAAAGACUUCCAUAAUUGGUAUCAAAAUAUUCCAUUCAGCUCAAAAAAGAAAGAUACAAUACAAAUUUCAGAUUCUGAAUCAAAUUCUGAAUAG